Botrytis deweyae is the source of this 1659-nucleotide messenger RNA. RefSeq lists its product as uncharacterized. Gene Ontology annotation, cellular component: endosome; retromer complex. The record is from RefSeq and is a predicted model, not a curated record. Gene Ontology annotation, biological process: intracellular protein transport; retrograde transport, endosome to Golgi. Lineage: Eukaryota; Fungi; Ascomycota; Leotiomycetes; Helotiales; Sclerotiniaceae. Bases 1 to 1659 code for a protein of 552 amino acids. The transcript has 4 exons.
AUGGCAUACAGAAAUCCGCUUGACGGAGUUCGGGAGAACAAAGAUCCGAAGCACGGUCCUCAAUCAACUUUCAGGAACCCCCCAGAGUUGCUCCAUAAGAGCUGUUCUAGCAAAUCGACCAGAACUCCUCGCACAAGAGAUAUUCCAACUUACGGCACCGAAUAUUACUUGUCAGAGCAAACAGACACUUCUGGACGAUCUGUCUCUGGUAAUUUCCGAUUUAAAAAAGAUCGCAUCGCACCGUUUACACCCAUCCAUCCCGAAUUCGCAUCUGGCAAUUCGGUCGCAACAGCCACAUCCAAUUUCCACGGAGUGAUUGUUGAUGAGCUCGAUCGAAAAUUGAAGGGAGAUCAAUUGGCAGGAAGCAAAACAAGCUCUGAGGACGAGCAGGUAGAACACGAGAACCUCACCUAUAUCGAUUCCUUACAAGCUGCUUAUAUUUACGAAGCUUCUGACAAGCAAGUUGUAAUUGGACAAUUCCAACCUAGUCUUGCAGAGACAAACAGUUCCCUAGGUAUUAACAUCUGCCGUGGAUUUGAUAGUGACUUCCAAGAAAGCGGUCGUCUUCAUCGAAAAGCCAAUAUUGACAAACUUACCGACCAGUUCGUUUUAGACUUGUGUGCGAUAUUCAUCAGUCCCAGGUCGACGAAGAUCAAUACAACGAGCUUCUUUCCAACUAUUAAUAUGUCGUUCCUAUUUUCUGCCCCAGUCGAUAUUGAUAUCGUUCUGGAAGAUGGAGAUAGUCGGGAGACAGUAGAGGUUAAGAAUAAGAGUAGUAAGGAAAGGGUACCGCUUUACAAAGAUGGCGAAUCAGUUAGAGGAGCUGUCACCAUUAGACCUAAGGAUGGGAAAAGGUUAGAGCACACGGGUAUUAAAGUGCAAUUUAUUGGAAUGAUUGAGAUGUUUUACGAUCGAGGCAACCACUACGAAUUUCUGUCAUUAGGACAAGAGCUUGCUGCUCCUGGUGAUUUACAACAUCCGCAAGCUUACGACUUCAACUUUAAAAAUGUCGAAAAACAAUACGAAUCUUACAAUGGCAUCAAUGUCAAGUUACGUUAUUUUAUCAAGGUCACCGUUUCCAGACGAAUGGCAGAUGUGAUCCGCGAAAAAGACCUUUGGGUAUUUUCUUACAGAAUUCCUCCGGAGAUGAACAGUUCUAUCAAAAUGGAUGUUGGUAUUGAGGAUUGCUUGCAUAUCGAAUUUGAAUACUCGAAAUCGAAAUACCACCUCAAAGAUGUUAUCGUUGGCCGCAUUUACUUUUUACUCGUUCGUCUCAAGAUCAAGCAUAUGGAAUUAUCUAUCAUUCGACGCGAAACUACUGGAACGCCUCCAAACCAAUACAAUGAGAGUGAAACUUUGGUACGAUUUGAGAUUAUGGACGGUUCACCAUCAAGAGGAGAAACUAUUCCCAUUAGACUUUUCUUAGGCGGCUUUGAUUUAACUCCUACUUUCCGCGAGGUCAACAAGAAAUACUCCACCCGCUACUAUUUGAGUUUAGUUCUCAUCGAUGAGGAUGCCCGACGUUAUUUCAAGCAAUCCGAAAUCGUUCUUUACCGUCAACAACCAGAAGACGCUUUAGCACUUGGUCAACAGACUAAGAUUGCUGGUGCACAUUCUGCUCCUAGUCCAGCGGCACAGAAACGACUUUCUGCUCAAUAA